AUGGUCUCAUUAGAAACUCAUAACACAAAGCCUUGUAUGAAUGUAUUAAAAGACAAAAAUAUAAAUACUCGUCCCAAAAACAGACAUAGCAAUCUUGUUUUGCAUUCCAGAUUAUCCAAAUACGAUAAUGGGUUCAUCUAUAUCUAUACCUACAGGCAACUAUAUGAUUAUUUAUUUUUAGUGAAAAACAAUUGUGACAAUAAAAGUACCAAGAUUACUACAACUAUCAAAAAUAAAAGACACUUUCCUUAUCAAAUUAAUCUCGGUAAAUUAUGGAAAUAUAAAGACUACAAAAAUACUAGUGUUAAUUACGGUUCUAUUGGAAGUAAAAAUACAGAUUUGAGGGGAAAUACUUUUGCAAAAAAUAACAAUUGCGUCACACCUGAUGGAUUGAGUUGGUUGCAUGUUGGGCUUGGAACACAAAACCCUGAAGGUUAUGAUGUAAAACCAAAAAGUAUACCUUUCCUCCCACAUACAAAUAAUAAAUGGAACACUGAUAAAAUAUUAAUUAAGAUUGGAAUUACUAGGCAAUUAACUGUCGAAAAAAGAAUAAAUCAGUGGAGAGAUUCUUGUAAACAUGAUUUAAUAAACUUAACCCCCAAUAAUAUCAUGGGUUUAGUUAGUAGCGAAUCUUCUGACGCCUAUCACUGUCAGCUUACAAGUAGAUUUAAUAAUUUGUCCAUUGGCAACAAUAAUGGUGAAAGUCAAAGACUAACGUUAUCUAAUUAUAAAAUCACAAGCAACGGAUUUAUAGUACACCAAUCUUUGGUUCCACUAGAAGUGCUAGAAAGCAAAAUUCAUAAUAUUUUAUGGGAUAAGUAUGGUAAAGGUGUUAUUUAUUGUUAUGGAUGUAAUGAUGAAAGGACACACCGGGAAUGGUUUCUGUUACCUAUCACUGAAUUGAUUAACACCUUUAAGUUAAUUGACAAUGUUAUUGAAAAUAAAAAUUAA
Molecule: messenger RNA, 951 nt
Organism: Saccharomycodes ludwigii
Lineage: Eukaryota; Fungi; Ascomycota; Saccharomycetes; Saccharomycodales; Saccharomycodaceae
Exons: 1
Coding region: 1-951 (316 amino acids)
Source: RefSeq, a predicted model, not a curated record